UUUAGGAUGCCAUUCCUGCUGUAUAUCCUAGCUCUGCUUCUCCCUACAUCUCUCUCAGUUCCUUUCUUCUUCAAGGAUCAACCUCAGGACAUGGUCCUUCAGGAGGGAGAGGAGGCAAGGUUAUAUUGUAUAGUGGACCCCCUUCCAGCUGGAGCCACAUUUACCUGGUACAAGAGCGACGAGUUCAAAGUUGAAGAAAGUGUCAUCGAGAAAUUUACCCAGGAGAAACUAGAACCGUUGUCAGAGUUCCAAACCUCCGUGUUGUCCUACAUGAGUGUGUCUAGAGACGCUACUGGUUACUACCACUGUAAGGUCCAGACCACUGAACCUGCCUAUAGGAUAUUCAGUAGCACAGCUCAUGUUGUGGUAAACUACUUCGACUCCCCCGCUGACACUAUAGUAUCUGAGACGGUCACUCUAACCGACAACAAACCUGAAGCAUAUUUAGAGUGUGAUAUUGUCACAAGCUCACCAGAAAUGGAUGUUACGUGGAAAAAGAACGGUCAAACCAUUGCUGAUAAGCGCAUGUUUGUCUUUCCCGAGAAACAAUUUGGUGCGAGGACCGUAGAAAGGGGUACCCUCCUAAUAAUGAACGUUGAUAUGGAUAAGGAUGCCGGGCUAUAUGAGUGUUACACUGUUACUAAAGUCGAAGUCGAUGGAGUGAAGCAACAAUUGUUGCUGAGUUCUUAUCAGGUGAAAACGUCUCGUGGUUUUGACACGCCUAAGGAUCUAGUACCCAUCCCUCUGUUCGAGUCUUUCUCCCAGACGGGUGGAGCUGUCGAAAUUUCAUUAGGUAGCCGAGUAACUCUAAUCUGUGCUGCUAGAGGGUUCCCUACUCCCGAGUACGAUUGGUUCAUGGUUGGAGCAUCGGGCGAGGUUGCCAUCAGAGGCUCUGAUUCUCUUCUUUUAGAGGACAACAACAAACGUCUUGUUGCCAGUAACAUAGACGCAGAUACAAGAUACAAGUGUGUGAUGAGUAAUUCCGCUAACGGACGGGAGAACGAGAGGGAGACUAACUUCUACAUUACCAUUACUGAGGCCCCCGCUGACUACAGUAUUACUGUUACUCAAAUCCCCGCUAAGAACCAUGUUCUUAAACCUAAUCAGUACACACCCUUCACAUUGGAGUGCUAUGUGGAGAAGACCGGCCAGAAUCAGAUUCUUUGGCUAAAGAACGGAGAAAAGAUGAAAUGGAACGCUCGGUUCACCACAGAUUACUCGGAUAAGGAGAUCGAUGGGGUCAUGUCCAAGGGGAGCACUCUCACUUUCGAGACUUCUAAUGAGAGUGACAUUGGUGUAUACCAGUGUGUUAUUGUGAACUCGAAAAGUUUGAAGACCGAGACUGCGUAUGUGACUCUUGAAAAAGAUUCCCUUUCAUACGACAUUGAUUCCAGGCAACCUAAAUAUUUCUACCUUGCUGGACCAUAUCAUGUGGACGAAGCGGAAGAAGCUUGUAACAACGAGAAAGCACAUUUAGUCAGCAUAUUAGAUGAGAAGGAGAAUAGUAAAGUCCAGCAACUUGCUGCACAAAAUAGUGCGAACAGUGUUUGGAUCGGACUAACGAGGGAAGUACCGGAGCCAGUUGGAUCCUGGGCCUGGACUCUGUCCGAGGAUACUGCCACUACAUUUAGUAACUGGGAUAAUGAUAAGCCUGAUAACAAGUACGGAGCUCAAGAGUACACGGUUAUGUCACAAAACAACGGGAAGUGGGUGGAUGUUAAUAAGAACAUGAAGCGACCUGCUGUUUGUAAGAAAUACGAGGUCGUUUGUAGGUCUAUAGACGAGUCUUAUAGAGGACGAGUCAGGGCCCGAGGCUGGGAGUCAGUCGGUGCAACCUAUGAGGUAGGGCAACAAGUUGAAGUCUUCUGUCGCUUCCCCGGAGAAAAGGCACUGAGUGUUACAGCAGUCACAUGUGGACAAAACCGAGAGUUCUCCCCAGAAAUCUCACUCGACGAGUGUCCACAAGUUGACUCCUCCACCCCUUCCCUCCAUAUAUCCUCAAUUCUUUUAAUUAUCACUUUAAUAAUACGUGCUCUGAGGACAUCUUGAAGUCCUUUCCUCACCCAAAGUUAUAGUUAUAUUGUUCUAAUUUUGAUAGGGUUUAAGGUAUUAAUAAUGCUUCGUGAUGAAGGUUGCAUUUUUCCAACUUUGCAAAAUGAGUUUCAAGCGGGAUGGUUGAAAUAGCCGUCCAUUCGUUUGAGAGUAUCUUAAACCAAGAAAAGACUUCACAUUGAACAUUUUAGGGAACUUAUUUUUGAAUUAGAUCAAAUCUGAGACACAAACUGAUGUUUAAAGCUCAAAAAUCUUGUCGGCAUUGAUGGGAUGCAGUGUGACAUGUCACAUGACUUAUUUAGGGCUGGAUUCAAUAAACUAGCAUUUUUAAUCUCUUUCAGUAUGAUAUGAUAAAAUAUUCCCUCAAGGUUUUGAUACGUAGGAAAAUGUCUUUGGUUAAAUUUAUUUAUAAGCCCAGCAGUAUUUCCGACUGUUUUUAACUUUAUAGGUAUUUUAACAUAGUUGGAUACCGCAACUAGCAAAUGUUGUGUGUGAUCAAGGAAAAUACUUAGUAUCAUUAAUGGGCACUAUGUUUCUGUUAACUCUAAAAUCAUCAUAUUUGGACAGGUGCGUCAAAAAUAUUAUUUACAAAAUAUCGUGGUAAAUAUAAAUUGAAUUUCAUGCGAUAUGUGAUAACAGCGACAGCGAUCUACAGUGUUAGAUGAUAUCUUCGGCUUUAAAAAGUGUUAAUUUUUCACAUAUUCCACUAUUCUACUGUGUGUCAGAUGACAGAUGAGCAAUUUAUCGAUUUUUAAAAAUUAUGAUUUUUAAACACUCAUAGAGCGGUCCCCUAAAGGUCCAAGAGAAUUUAUAAGCGUAAUCACGAAUCAAGCCAUUCCUUGGUAAGAUUGAAAUCAGACUAUGUAUGUAGCAACAUACAGUUUCACUGAAAUCGCCUAAAACAUUUUGUGACGAUCUUCAUCUGCUUGUUUUAAACCUAAGAAAACGAUUCAUUAUUCUGAACUUUCACAAUAUUUCUAAACUUACAGUAAAUAUUUAACUCUAAGUGCACCUAACCAUGGUAACAUGUAACCAUGGUAACAUGCAUAACUGUAAUACUGACGGGUUUUUGUUGAGGGAUCUAGCUAACGGCAAAUGAGUUGAUGCUAUGCUAAUCUUUGUUUGUAUAUAUACACUUUUUGUAAUUUUAAAGCAUGAGCUAUUUCAUUAUUUUUAAUAAGUUUUAAAAUUACAUGUUUUUU
Messenger RNA from Bolinopsis microptera, 3254 nucleotides. RefSeq names its product roundabout homolog 1-like. NCBI's taxonomy places the organism in Eukaryota, Metazoa, Ctenophora, Tentaculata, Lobata, Bolinopsidae. The coding region runs from base 7 to 2049 and encodes 680 amino acids. The transcript has 15 exons. Gene Ontology annotation, cellular component: axon; plasma membrane. Gene Ontology annotation, molecular function: cell-cell adhesion mediator activity. The record is from RefSeq and is a predicted model, not a curated record. Gene Ontology annotation, biological process: homophilic cell-cell adhesion; dendrite self-avoidance; axon guidance.